AUGAAAUGUAUCUCUACUCCCACCUAAGAUCAACAGUGUUCUGACUUGGCGAAUACAGGAAAAUGUUGUUUUGAUAUUUUGAAUCAGGUUGCUUGUUUGUCAAUGCCUAAUGUAUACUGCAAAUUCUAUAAGUAAAAUUUCUUCAUCUUGGAUAAAAAGGCUAUUGAUGUUGCUAAUGGUAGUUCGCUGGUACCAGAAAAAUAUCAUCUAUCUCCUAAUGUGAUGGAUUACUUUAACAGAAAUAUUUUUGGGAGCAUAUUUAUUUAUGACGCAGUAAGACUGUAAUUAUUAAUAUCUAUAAACCAAGUCCAUCUAAAUAUUUUGCUUUAUGUAGAUCAAUUUCGAUUAGUCAAUAAGGAUGCCUUGAGAAGGCAAUGGAAUAUUGUAAAUUUAUUCUUAUAUUGCUUAGGUUGUUAUGAUAAUAACUCUUGCGAAUCAAUGAGUUUAGAGACUAUCAAACUGCAAACAAAGUUAAAUUAGGCUUACAAUUGGAAACCUGUAUUUCAAUCAAUGCCUUAUGUAAAUUUCAAGGAGGAAAAUUUGUUCCUAUUGCAAUAACUGACGCAGAUGAAAAAUUGAUCAAAGAUUAGGAUUUUAAACGAGUGAGUAUUAUCUGUACUUACCUUAAUAUAUUAUGCAAUUGUAGGUCCAUAAAUUUGUGCACAAUUUCCAACACCAUACAACAAUAACACAUUAACAUACUCUUGUUUAGUCGUUACUCUAUAAACAGAGGUAUGCUCUGCUCUUGGGUUAAGUAAAUCCGCUUGUUUAACUUAUACACUUUCAUCUUUCUGCAUUUUUGAUGCUGCUAAUUUUAAAUGCACUUCCACUAAUGAUAAUUUAAUACCUUGCUUCCUUGCUUAGAGACGAAAGUUUCUAAAAGUGGUUUAACAACUAGGCAAAAUGCCAAUUUAUUAAAACUGCAGAAAUGUAAUUAUAUAAAUGAAAGUUAGUAUUGCUAAUUUAUUAUGCAUGGAGAUAGUGGAGAAUUCUUAGAAAUUUCGAUUAAUCUACUCACUGGUUUAUGCUUAGAACCUGAUGCUCAAACUAAUCAAAUCACUUGUAGAAGAGCAACCAAUUAGGUUUGCUUUUAUAAUUAAAUUACAAAAAAUGUUCUACUGGAGUUGUAAUGCAAUGCAAUGAUGUCUUGGUUUAUCAUUCAAUAAAUAAGCUUGUUUAAGGUUGCAUGUAGUAAUCAAUAAAUGACUUAACUAAUAUUUAAUAUGCAUUCUUGAUUAAUAAAUUGGCUUGUGUUUCAAUAAAAUCCAACUCAAUUUUGUUAAUUCAAUGAAGAUACUUCGAAAUGUGAGGCUUAUGAUUACAAAAGCCCCCUUUAGAAAGUAAAUUAUGUGCUUCGCUAAUUAGUGUAAAUAGAUAUGAAUUCUUUUAGUAUUCAAGUGAUUCUUGUGACUAAAAUUCAUUCACCUGUAAUUGUAUUG
Molecule: messenger RNA, 1439 nt
Organism: Paramecium octaurelia
Lineage: Eukaryota; Ciliophora; Oligohymenophorea; Peniculida; Parameciidae
Source: the annotation of a GenBank genome assembly